Messenger RNA from Pieris brassicae (large cabbage white), 1644 nucleotides. Its product is annotated as protein odr-4 homolog. Gene Ontology annotation, biological process: intracellular protein localization. The record is from RefSeq and is a predicted model, not a curated record. The coding region runs from base 47 to 1429 and encodes 460 amino acids. NCBI's taxonomy places the organism in Eukaryota, Metazoa, Arthropoda, Insecta, Lepidoptera, Pieridae. The transcript is spliced from 7 exons. Gene Ontology annotation, cellular component: endomembrane system.
AUAAAAAAACAAAAACAUUGUCUCCAUACAGUUUUAAAUAAUAAAUAUGGGUAGGACUGUGUAUUCUCCUGAAUAUUGCCUUCAAUAUUUAGAACAGUAUGCUGCUAAAGAAAUUUAUGUAAUUGGCUUAAUUCUGGGCCAAGUCACGGAGUCACGAGAAAAUGUAAUACAUUUGGCUCGUACUCCUGAUGAAAAAAAUGAUGCGUCUUCCGAAGCAAGCUACACUUCAGAAAAGCCGGAAACAUUGCGUACCUUGUUAGAUAUCUCAGAGACAUGGGUUGCAGAUCAUGCAAAGCAUGUUACCCGAAUGUUACCUGGCGGAGUUUUUGUCCUGGGGAUUUUCAUCACAAGUGAUGAAGAUAUUUUUGAAGACCCUAAUUACUUCAGCAAAGUCAAGUCUGUGUUGAAUUAUACACAUAAAGCUCUUAAUAGCAAUCAAUAUAUGUAUGGUAACAUCCCUAAUUCCAAUGAAAAGUUGAUUCUACAUAUGUCCACAAGUACAAAAGUAUUAACUUGUAAGAGCAUUGAAGUUGAUGUGGGAAGUAAAAUGUCCAUAAAGCCUGUUGAAUGGAAGUUCCUACCAAAACCACAGCAAUGGCAAAGACUUGACUGCUAUUAUGACUUUGAUGAGGUUUACCCUGUUUUAGUGAAGAACAGUGGAAUAUCUGUUAAACAUCAGUUUCAGCAAAUACUGGAGUCUGCCCACAAAACAAUUGAACUGUGUGUUAUGUUCAUUGAUGGAGAGUUGAAAGAGGCAUCAGAACCUUUAGAACAAGUUUUUAAGAAGAGGAAGAUUAUAAAAAGAGCUACAGAUAAUCCUAAAUCUAUACAAGUGUCUUUGUUUGUGCCUUAUGAGAAUACCUUUCCAGAAACAGUGCAAUAUUCAGAGUGUGAUGGCCAUAUACACUUUAGUGGAGUUGUUGCAUCCAGUAUAUUUAUGUAUCCUAAAGCUACAAUCAAAGAAGCUACGGAGGCUGUUAAACAAGAUAUAAUAAGGUCACUAGCCUCCCGAUUCACUAUGCACUGUGAUGCAUUGAUUGAUGACAAUUUACUACCAGAAGAAAAAAUAUGCUUCAACGAACCACCCCGUCGUGUAUUAGUACCGGUGGGGACUUCUUACUUCUGUGAUUAUCUGUUUCCUGGGGAGGCACCAGCUGAAGCAUUGGUAUCUGUCAAAGAACUACUAGACUUGCAGAUAACAGAAGCAGAUGUUGUUUGUGAUAUUGAAACUCCAGCAGAUACAUCAGAAUUUGAUGCUUUAGAUCGUGAUGCCAGUAGCGAAGAGCUUCUCGCCACUCCCCAAGAAGCCAGCCAAUUCAUGUAUAUAACAGGAAUUUGCUUUGCCAUGUUUGUUUUAAUUGUAUCAAUAUUUAUACAUUACUAUGAUGGAAUCGUCACAUGUUUAAGUAAUUUCUUUUCUAAAUCUUAAAUUCCAUUCACUUUAUUUAACUUGAUAAAAGAGGAAUCGAUAGUAAUAAAUAAUCUUCAACAAUAUAACAUUACUAUGAUUUCACCAGUAUUUUUAAAUGUGUUUCGGAAAAUAUACGUAAAUUUUACUCAUUUUUUUAUUAUGUACACUUAAUAUUAUCGAUUUCUCUGGGAUUUAGUAAAUCAAGGUUGUUUGACUAUAUAUAAAAUAAGACU